GCGCUGCCCGCGGCGGAGGGGGCGCAGGCUUCCCUCUUGCGCGAGCAGCUGAGCAGCAGCCAGGCCGCGCGGGGCGAGCUGCGCGCCACGUGGGGUUGGGACGAGGAGGGGCGCGCCGCCGCGGGCGCGGUGGGGGCGAGCGACGACGACGAGGAGGAGGAGAACAGCGAUGGCGCGGGGAAGAGCGGGGCGGGGAGCGGCUACGCGUCUGCGAGCGCGGCUGUAUCGCCACCCGCGAGCUCUGCCGUCCUCUCCGCGCUCGCGCCAUCGGCCGGCACUUCGCAGGCGGUACUCGCGGCGCUCGCCGACUCGGACGAUUCAGACGAGGAGGAGGCGGGCGGGGCGGGCGGGCGUUGUGGUGUCGCACCGGCGAAGGCGGCGGCGGCCGGCGGGGAAGCGGUCGCAAACGGAAACGGCAACGGCAACGGGGUGGGCGCCGUGGCGGCUGCGCCGGCUGUCUGCCCUCCCGGCUCGAGCACGGACGAGCCAAGCGAGGGGUCCGAGGACACGAGAGCCGCGCUGGAGGCGCGGCUCUCAGAGAUGGAGGACCAGAUGCAGGCGGCGGUGGACGCCGACGACUUUGAGGAGGCGUCGCGCAUCCAGGAUGAGCUCGACGCGCUCAACGACGCGAUCGACGCCCUCGGGUAGCCCAUAUGGCUGGCCAUCUAUGUGGCGCAUGUGGGCCGCGUGGCGCCCCCGCGAGCGGGCGGGGCGCCGGCGCGGUCUCGUGGUGCCGCUGCGCGCUGGGCUCUGCUGAGAGUCGCGGGUUGCGGCCGAGGUCUUGUGUGUCUGUGUGUGAAGUCUGAAAGAUCCAAGACCGCCCGCAAAGAUGAG
This is a messenger RNA of Emiliania huxleyi CCMP1516, 834 nucleotides long. RefSeq lists its product as hypothetical. Lineage: Eukaryota; Haptophyta; Isochrysidales; Noelaerhabdaceae. Bases 170 to 757 code for a protein of 195 amino acids. The record is from RefSeq and is a predicted model, not a curated record. The transcript is spliced from 2 exons.